AUGCGGGUCACGACUCGCCGGAAACCGCUACUGGGACCGUCGAAUUUCAGCUCUGGCUGCCGGAAAUCGCGCCGGACUUCACCACCGAAAGAUCGGGUCACACGGGUUCUCGGGUCCAAGCACUUGAGUUCCGCCGGAAAUCAGGUCCUAAGCACCACCAGAGUCGACCCACCGGUAGAAUGGGCCGGAACUCGCGUCGCCGGCGUCGUCUGCUUCCGCCGUUGCCGACCCACCGAUCGGGUCCUCACACAGCCUCACAACAUUCUUCUUGAUAAGAAUUUUACUCCUAAGGUGUCUGACUUUGGCCUUGCAAAACUGUAUCCAGUAGAUAACAACAUUGUUUCUUUGACUGCAGCAAGAGGGACAUUAGGAUAUAUGCCUCUUGAAUUAUUCUACAAAAACAUUGGAGGCGUUUCCUACAAAUCUGAUGCAUAUAGUUUCGGAAUGUUAUUGAUGGAAAUGGCGAGUGGAAGAAAGAACGUAAAUGCAUUUGUAGAGCAUUCAAGCCAAAUUUACUUUCCUACUGGGGUUUGUAACCAAUUGCACGAUGGAAAUGACAUAAAAAUAGAAGAUGCCAUAGAGGAGGAAAAGAAAAUGAUUACGAAGAUGAUCAUAGUUGCAUUAUGGUGCAUACAGAUGAAGCCUUGUGAUCGCUCUUCCUUGAACAAUGUCGCAGAAAUGCUCAAAUGA
This is a messenger RNA of Alnus glutinosa, 690 nucleotides long. RefSeq names its product rust resistance kinase Lr10-like. Lineage: Eukaryota; Viridiplantae; Streptophyta; Magnoliopsida; Fagales; Betulaceae. The transcript has 2 exons. Gene Ontology annotation, biological process: protein phosphorylation. Gene Ontology annotation, molecular function: protein kinase activity; ATP binding. The coding region runs from base 1 to 690 and encodes 229 amino acids. The record is from RefSeq and is a predicted model, not a curated record.